Molecule: messenger RNA, 3489 nt
Organism: Caenorhabditis briggsae
Lineage: Eukaryota; Metazoa; Nematoda; Chromadorea; Rhabditida; Rhabditidae
Gene: Cbr-ifg-1
Product: Protein CBR-IFG-1
Cellular component (GO): eukaryotic translation initiation factor 4F complex
Molecular function (GO): mRNA binding; protein binding; translation initiation factor activity
Source: RefSeq, a predicted model, not a curated record
AUGUCAAACGCUGUUAGUAGGGGGCCGCCUGGGGGGAGAGGAAAGCCCAAUCAAAAUCACAAUGCUGGUGGUGUUCCCGAUCAAGGGCAACAAUUUGUAAUGCCAGUAGUCCCACAGCAAGGACAGGGUUAUCAAAGAUACCAACAAAAUCAGAUGCAGCAGCAAGGGUAUCAACAACCCUAUCAACAACAAUACCAACAUCAGCAAUAUCAACAGUAUCAGCCACAUUCGCAGGCUCCUCCAUAUCAACAACAUGCACAACCACCUCAGCCAUUGUAUAGUCAUCAGCCUCACAUGUACAAUCAAAGCUAUCAGUACCGAGCUCCUCCACAACAAUAUAUGCAAGACACUGUCACUUUUCCACAACCUUCACAGCCUCCCAUGACAGCUCCUGCACCGGCAGAGAAACGACAGAGGAAACUCCUCGAGAUCGUGGAUCCAAAUACUAAGAAAGCUAUAGAAGUGACACCACUUCAAACACCGACUGCUCCGGUGAUUCCUGCUGUUCCACUCGACCCAGAAGACGAGAAGAAGAAGGCAGAAUUGAGUCAUCAAUUAAAAGAACAAGUCAGACAGCGGUUCACAUCCACAAAUACGGACGAUGGACAUCAAUCGAAGUCGCCUAAUCUACAAGGAUCGGGUCCGCUUCCAAACUUCAGUCAGCCACCUCCAUCGAUUUCGAGCUCUCAUCCAGUCGCGGAAGUCGUUCCAGAAGUCACUCAACCGGCUCCUAAAACUCCAGACGCUCAGACCAAAGUGGAAGCAGGAGCUCCGCCAGCAGAGCCUGUUACGCCAGUCUCUUCACCACAAUCUUCUGAGACGACGAACACAACACCAGCCAGUGGCACUGCUGAAUCUGCCGUCGCUGGACAUGAAGCUCGUGUGACUCCUACCCUCCAGAAAGAAGAGUCGAAGGAGGAAGACGACGACGAUAAGUUUGAUGAGGUGGACCGCAACGAAACACCAGAUCUCACUGAGUCACAAAUCGAAAAGACACCAGAAGAACUGGAAGAAGAGAAAGCGCAGAAGGAAGCCGAAGAGAAGGAGAAAAGGAGAAUCAGAGAAGAAAGUCUUGAAAAGAAACUCGAAGAACUUGUUGCAUCCGGCGAUGCCAACAUCGAGAAGGGAUACUUUGCAAGAGAUUUCAUGAUCACGAUGCGAGCACUCGAAAAGGAGUUCGCUCGUACUCCAUGCCCACUAUCUCAACAGCAACUGAACGAUUUCGGUUUGGAUAUCAAGACGAUGCAAAUUCCACAAAACAAAAAGACGAAUUUCACACCACAAUGGAUGCCCAACAACAAAGGAAAUCGCCAACAGAACCCAUAUCGCGGACGAACUACUACAGAUGGAACAGGCCGUGGAGGACAGCAACAGAGAGAUCGUGGAGGCCACAACAAACGGCCACCACCGGUGAGAGCGUCCAUCGAGCGAAUUCCGCGUGUCACUCUUGCUUCAUCCAAAGAUGCAUGGAAGCCAGACAGACAGAAAACAGCUGAGGAUAUCAGUGCAGAAGAAGCUGCUGUCAAGGAAGUCUGCAAGAAGGUACGUUCACUGAUGAACAAGGUCACACCAACAUCGCAAGGCCCAUUGACGGCAGAGUUUAUCUCCUACAAUGUUUCGUCCAACGAAAGUCAGUUGACACAAGUUGUCGGAAUCGUUUUCGAUAAGGCCGUUGAGGAGCCGAAAUUCUGUGCACUUUACGCAGAAAUGUGCAAAGCCCAAGUCACCCACGAACUCGCGAAAAGUAAUGGAAAAUCUGCAUUCCGAAACACCAUCCUCACGAGAACACAGUCGUUCUUCCAAGAUAAAAGAGAUAUUGAUGCGGAGAAAUUGGCAGUUAUUGAGAAGGAAGAGGAUCCAGUGAAACGGGAGGCUAUGCUCAUCGAAGAGAAACAAAAGUUCAGAAGGAGGAAGUUCGGAGUGAUGGCUUUCAUCGGAUAUCUCUAUCGUAACAAUCUCCUUUCCACCAAGAUCGUUCAAUCUUGCUCGCUGGAAUUGUUCGCAUCAAUUCUCCCGAAGAAAAUCGAUGAGAAAGAACAGCUGUUGAAUAAAGAGGACUUCGAUGAGGAAUCAAUUCACUGCGGUCUCCAGCUUAUCGAAACAGUAGGAGUUAUUCUCGACAAGUCCAAGGACCCAGGACCAGCGUUCCUAGAUCAAUGGUUCAAGAAGCUUGAGGAUGCUAAGCCGCUUUGUUCGAACAAGAUCCGAUUCAUGAUUAUGAACUUGAACGAGUUGAGAAAAGACAAAUGGGUUCCAAGAAAGUCGGUUGAGUCUGGACCAAAGAAGAUCGACGAAAUCCACAAGGACAUCCGCCAAGAGAAGAUUGACAAUGAGAAGGCUCGCGAUCAGUAUGACCGCGACCGUGAUCGUCGCCACGGAGGAGGCGUUCGUCAAAGCAGCAACUCGUUGAGAAAGCAAGUCCCAGUCUCAAGGAACUCUUUGGACAGAAACCGAGCUCCAGACCAGAAGAGAGCGCAAGCAGCUGCUAACACCAAGCUUGCUUCAUCAAAUGUUCAACCAAAAAACAUUACUCUGUCGAGUGCAAUUGGAGACCAAUCGCUAAGAACGAAAACUUCCUGGUCAGGCGGAGCUUCUGGAGGUGGAAACGCAGCUGAAUCGACCGCGGCUCCAGCAGCAGCAGGAGGAAAAGCAUGGGGACGUCGCGACUCGAAUGAUCAGCGGAAGAAAUCUGCCAUCGAUGAGAAGCAAGCGAGUUUAGCUGCAGCUAGAGAGAUCGGAAACAUGACACUCUCUGCACGACGAUCCGCAUCUCAAACAUCGAUUCCAGACAAGGUUGACGAAGGAUUGACGGAUGAAGAGAAGGCUCUCCGCGCAAAGAUCAUGAACAGUGUCAAAUCUGAUAUUCAAGAAGUUGUCAGCGAAGACUUGUCACAACAAGAGAUGGCUGAUUCGUUCAGUAAGGACUAUGUCGGCAGCGCAAAAUAUGGAAAUCCAUCAUUGACGGUCGUUUAUGAGAUGAUCAUUCGAGCUGUCAGUGAGAAAAACAUGAAGGAAGAGGAGCGGAAAAAACUUGCCUGUGUCCUCCGUAUGUCACUGGUGUCCGACGCCGCGAAACAGUCUUUCAUUGACGGAGUAACUCGGUUCUGCAAAUUCGCUAUCGACACUGAGCUCUACCAAGACUUCCCUCAAAUCUGGAAUGUGACCGGUGAAGUUCUCAUGAAUACAAUGCACGUGCACCAUGAGGUGAUAGGAGAUUCUGAAGUCAAGACGAUAUCGUUGACUGACAUGAAGUCAGCUUUCCUGACGGCUAAAAUCGAAAAAAGAGACAACGUUAUGUCGUUCGUUCUAUUCGUGGAAGUUAUCAAGCGAUGGACUGAUGCCGAAAUCGCCGAAACUGGAGCAGUGGAAGCUCUCGCUUGGGAGUUCCAAGAUCUCCCAUACCGAGAGAAAAUGGAGAAGGAGGGACUACGGACGGAAAUGGACACGGUGAAGGCGAGCAACGGAAAGACGUUGUCCAGUCUUCUGUCG